AAGGGCUGAGGAGAGAUGGCGGCGCUGGGCCGUCUGCGGCUCCCCGCGCACGGCGUGCUGGGCUGGCGGCCCAGCUCUGUCAGUCCCGUCCACGCUCAGCUGCUCCAUCAGACACCGGCGGCCGAUGGCACUGACAGGGCUGUCCAGGUGCAGAAGAGCUCUGCUGUUGUCCAGAGGAAAUCCUACGUCCCCAGCAGCCGCGGCGAGUACGUCAUCACCAAGCUGGAUGACCUGGUCAACUGGGCACGGCGGAGCUCGCUGUGGCCCAUGACCUUCGGGCUGGCGUGCUGUGCAGUGGAGAUGAUGCACAUGGCAGCGCCCCGUUAUGACAUGGAUCGCUUCGGGGUCGUGUUCCGCGCCAGCCCCCGCCAGGCCGACGUCAUGAUCGUGGCAGGGACCCUCACCAACAAAAUGGCCCCGGCGCUGCGCAAGGUCUAUGACCAGAUGCCAGAGCCUCGCUACGUGGUGUCCAUGGGGAGCUGUGCCAACGGCGGGGGCUACUACCACUACUCGUACUCCGUGGUGAGGGGCUGUGACCGCAUCGUGCCCGUGGACAUUUAUGUGCCAGGUUGCCCACCCACAGCUGAGGCUUUGCUGUACGGGAUCCUGCAGCUGCAGAGGAAGAUCAAGAGGGAGAGGAGGAUGCAGAUCUGGUACAGGAAAUAGCCUUUAUAUAUAUAAAUAUAUAUAUAUAUAUAAAAUAGCCACUCACUGCUCACAGUCACGCACAACUCGGGCUCCUCACGCGCCUUCUAAUAAAACUCUACCUGUUCCAGGGGCUUUUCUGUCUUUAAUGAACCCCUCUGAUCUGAGGAGUUGAAAAAAACUGGGCUAAAAAGCAGGAGCUGAAUUUGAUUACACUGCUAAGUUGGUUUGUUUCUGGUCUGAGCAAUCUGUCAGGGAAGGUGAUGUCAUAUCGUGACAUAAAGGUGUUGCCAGGAUUUUUAUUUUUCUUGUUUUGUUGGGAAUUUUUGAGAGCAACACAUGUCCAGGUGAUCCCUGAGCUCAUCCCUUACUCACCAUCUACUCCUUGUUGGUAAUUCCUACACAGGAUCUAAUAAAUCCGUAAUAUUGUUGUGAACAGGGGCCAGAAAUUAAUUCUGUUUUUGUAACAAGUCAAAUACUGAUGCUUAAAAUCAGAAUGUGAUGAAUAAACCUGAAUGUGGAGCUCCUGAGCAGGGCAGGGAUAAAGCAGCCUGUCCUGGGAUGAGGAAUGGUCAUGCCUGAGGGACAAACACCCUUUGGAAAGACAAAUAAAUCGCUCGGGAACAGCA
Molecule: messenger RNA, 1274 nt
Organism: Prinia subflava (tawny-flanked prinia)
Lineage: Eukaryota; Metazoa; Chordata; Aves; Passeriformes; Cisticolidae
Product: NADH dehydrogenase [ubiquinone] iron-sulfur protein 7, mitochondrial-like
Exons: 8
Coding region: 16-666 (216 amino acids)
Biological process (GO): electron transport coupled proton transport; mitochondrial respiratory chain complex I assembly; aerobic respiration
Molecular function (GO): 4 iron, 4 sulfur cluster binding; NADH dehydrogenase (ubiquinone) activity; quinone binding
Source: RefSeq, a predicted model, not a curated record